CCAAUGUAAUAGCGUUCUUCGUAGAAAAGCGACUCCAUAUUGUUAACUCGAAGUUCAGUAUUGCAUCAGAUGUGGUGUUCUGAAAUACGGAAUGUUUAAACUUUCGUUUAUAACUUUACUAAAACUCGCAUUUUACGUCAAUUGUCUUGCAGGAAAAACCCCAAUAUAUAUUGGCUGUUAUCGUUACAACAAAGCUGCCGAAGAACUAGAGGCCUAUCAACAUUCAUCAAUUCCUCUCACAACUGGUCAUCCCCAGUGCUUUAAACAUUGCAGAAAAUUGAAGAGAAGAUUUGCAGGAAUUAUAUACAAAAAUAUCUGCCACUGCGUCGACAAAGGACCAGCCGAAAAUACUAAAGUAGAGCCAUGUUUUUUAAGGUGUGAAGAUAAUCCAUUUCAGGAAUGUGGAGGCUAUCAAAAGAUUAGUCUUUUAAAAAACCACUUCUUCUCGAAACAUGACCGCCUGUUGAAUUUUGGUAAACGUUGUAUUUCCAAUGAGAAUCAUGGUGCUAAUAAAGAAUGGGAGGCAAUUCACCAUCCAGCUUGUCAAACGUAUAGUAUUUAUGGAUGUCUAUCGCCCACUGAUAUGAAUGCCAAUCGAAUUAAGACAAACGUACGUUCAGGCGUUUCUCUGUACUUUUGUAUCCGCUUCUGUAAGAUUCGAAUCUUCAGCUUCGCCGUUUUUAAUGAAUCUGCCAAAUUGUGUUCUUGCAUGAAUACUGCCAAAUUUUUGGUGAAAUGUAGAUAUCAAAAAACCGAUGCCAACGUGUACAAAACGACUUAUCAUGAGAAUGUUAACGUCGGUUGCUUUUCGCUCAGUUCCGUCUCUAUUAGGAAACAGAAGGAAAUAACUGACAUAAUUUACCUCGCAGACUGUGCGCUUUACUGCCGUAAAUAUAAAUAUUACGGAUAUUCUGUCAAUGCCAGUUGUGGUUGUGAAAACUCCUUCAUUAGCAGUGUUCAACGUUUUGAUAAUUUGUGUGAUGUUACCUGUCAGUCUUCUCCUCCAGACAGAUGUGGAGGUGCAGGUGUAGUAUCCGUUUACGAUACAGCCAUUCAAACCCGGAAGGUCGACCUUUCUGGAGUAGACAGUGAAGCCAGAGAGAAGAAAAGCAAAGCACUGAUAUAUGCCCUGACACCUCUUGCAGUUUUGUUCUUCAUGUUUGUUGGGUGUAUUUUAAUUAUAGACAAGGUCGAUCAAAUUACUGAAAAUUCACAACAGAAGAAAGAAUAAUUUCAUAUAUAUAUUUUUCAUGCAAGUUAUGUACAUAUUUCAACUUCAUGUAUGAACUGGAUUAAAUAAUA
This is a messenger RNA of Octopus sinensis (East Asian common octopus), 1302 nucleotides long. RefSeq lists its product as uncharacterized. The record is from RefSeq and is a predicted model, not a curated record. The coding region runs from base 92 to 1231 and encodes 379 amino acids. Lineage: Eukaryota; Metazoa; Mollusca; Cephalopoda; Octopoda; Octopodidae. Gene Ontology annotation, cellular component: plasma membrane. The transcript is spliced from 12 exons.